AAUCCUUUGCGGCAAUUGCGCAAUCUUCAAUAUUAUUUUCGAAAUUUGCUGUAUCACUCUGGAAAACAAAUUCAGUAUUUUCUCGACUCAGACUCACAAUCACAGAAGAUGAUUCGCGAUCUUCUUGUGCUUUUUGGAAGCCAGACUGGGACUGCACAAGAGGUUUGUAGUUUUGACGAAUUUUCUUUAAAUCUUCUUCCAACAAAACAAUUAGUUGUUUACGUCACUUCAACUACAGGACAAGGAGAAGAGCCGGAUAAUAUGAAGAGGUCCUGGCGAAUGCUUCUAAGGAAGAAUUUACCAACAGACUCUUUAUCUAAUCAAAUGUUCGGAGUUCUAGGUUUGGGUGACUCGAGCUAUCCAAAGUUUAAUCUUGUUGCGAAGAAGUUAAAUAAAAGGUUAAUUCAGCUUGGAGGAAUUCAACUUCUUAAUGUUGGUUUAGGAGACGAUCAACAUGAUCUUGGUUCUGAUUAUGUUGUCGACGCAUGGCUUGAUCAACUUUGGCAGGUUGCUCUUCAAGCCUUUCCUCUCCCACCUGGAAUCAAACCAAUUAGUAAAGAUUUGCUGCCGCAACCCAAAUAUAAAGUUCUCUGGCUGGAUGAACUAAACCAUGAAUUAAAAGAUGAAUUUAUAGAAAAAGAAGAUGAGAAGACAAAUGUAACUUCAAGGGCAGAGAAUGGAUGUAUUUUGUACUCCCAACAGAACCCGUUCAAAUCUCCAGUUGUCAGCUGUGACAGGGUCACUCCAGACAACCAUUUUCAAGAUGUCAGACUGCUAAGUCUGGAUAUAUCUGGGUCUGGUAUCCAGUAUAAUCCUGGAGAUAUAGCUCUGGUUCAACCUGAGAAUCUGGAGGACAAUGUUGAAUUCUUCUUCUCUCUUUUCCCUGACCUAGAUAAAGAACGCCUGUUUUAUCUGAAAAACCAGGAUUCUUCUUCUUCAAUUCCUCCUGCUUCUGUUCUUCCUAGACCCUGCUCUAUUCUACAGGCUGUGCGAAGCUACUUUGAUAUACAGAGUAUACCUCGGCGAUAUUUCUUUGAACUUUUGGCGCAUUUCACCUCAGACUCGCUAGAGAAGGAAAAGUUUAUGGAGUUCAAUACAGCAGAGGGGCAACAGGAUUUGUAUGAAUACUGUAAUAGACCAAGAAGACAUAUUUUAGAAGUCCUUUAUGAUUUCCGGCACACAACUCCUAAUAUUCCAUUCCACUUCUUGUUCGACUUAAUUCCCCAGAUAAAACCCCGGUCCUUCAGUAUCAGUAGUAGCUUGGAGAAACAUGUAAACCAUAUUUAACAUUUAGUUGCAGGUGUUUAAUAUAGAUCGAACCUAGCGUCUCCGCGGCGAGGGUUGUGUUCCACCUGGAUAUCGGAGCUAAAUCCAGGGAACAAGGUGAACCUUUGGGUUAGAAAAGGAACAAUCAGGUUCCCAGUGGACCCCGGAACACCAGCUGUUAUGGUGGGCCCUGGAACUGGUGUCGCACCUUUUAGAUCAUAUAUUUCCUCAAUGGUGGCCAAAAAAGAUGAACGACCUAUGCUGUUAUUCUUCGGCUGCCGUAAUAAAUCGGCAGACUAUUUCUUUUCCGACGAAUGGCCGGAAUGUGGUGAACAUUUUGAAGCAAUAACAGCGUUUUCACGUGACCAGGAGGACAAAAUAUAUGUACAGCACAAAAUCCGAGAAAACCAGGAAAAAGUUCGUCAGCUGAUUUUAGAGAAAUCCGGGAACUUCUUUGUGGCGGGAAAUAGUAAAAACAUGCCAAGCCAAGUGAGAGAAGCGCUAGUUGACGCUCUAGCAGUGGAAUUGGGAAGUGAAGAAGCAGAGAAGUAUGUUGAGAAAAUGGAGGUGACUGGACGAUAUCAAACUGAGACGUGGGCCUGAUACCCCUUGCAUUUACUUUUAGUCUAAAGAAUGAUGUAGAUAAUAUUUAAGAUAACAUGUUACAGA
Eurytemora carolleeae is the source of this 1935-nucleotide messenger RNA. Its product is annotated as NADPH-dependent diflavin oxidoreductase 1-like. Gene Ontology annotation, molecular function: flavin adenine dinucleotide binding; FMN binding; NADPH-hemoprotein reductase activity. Lineage: Eukaryota; Metazoa; Arthropoda; Copepoda; Calanoida; Temoridae. The transcript has 16 exons. The record is from RefSeq and is a predicted model, not a curated record. Gene Ontology annotation, cellular component: cytosol.